CAGCAAAACAGUUAGUAAACGUAAACAAAGGCUCCGGCAAAAAUGUCGGUUUUUAAUGGCAAAUAGCCUGCUAUUUAAGUUCAAAGUGUACAGUCUGAUACAUAAAUGCAUAUGGAUGAACAACCAAUGGAUAUAUCGAAAAAAUAAUACUGGACAAUCGUUAUUUGAUGAGAAACUCACAUCGUGAUUUUUGAACCACCCAAGAUGGCGACUUUUGAUGGGAAUGCAGCCUGUCUUGUUGACAUGAACGAUUUGGACAUUUGUGUAUUUCGCCUGCUGACAAGCGUGGAAUGUAAGCCAAGGCACGAGGUAACUGAACAAUAAGUUAUUGAUAUUGAUGAAAGUUUAUUGUCUGAAAGUAGAAAUAUACUGUUCGAGAUGGCAAAAAGUAAAUUUGCAAACCAAUGCAGAGAAGAAUUCGGUCCAAUAUCUGCCCGUGGAUACGAACAAUUGGAAGAUGUGAAAUUAAAGAAAAGGAAUGGUGAAAAGAAAGGUUUGAGCCUCGCAAACGAUAUAUACGAACUAUAUACGUAUCAAGCGGAUCUAAUAGACUCCUUUCCUAAAAGCGUAUCUUCACCCACAAGUCACAUACCAGUACUGAGGAAACGUGGUAAUCAACCCCCGACGGCUACCCAAAUGGAUAUUUCGGUAAAACUGGUGGAAUUGACCCAACAGAUGACUGAAAUACGCACAGAACUAACACAGGUAAAGUCAGAUUAUGAGAGUGAUGUAAAUAGACUCAAUAGAAUGAUCAACACGUUGAAAAUUGAGUUAGGACAGCACACGUGUAAUGUUAUUAGCCCAAAGUUCUCCAAGCCGGACAAUGCUAGUUCUAGUUCUUCACUGCCAAUUAGCAAUAAAUCAUAUGAGAGUAUUCCUAGCAACAAAGGGGCCAACUCUCAACCAGAAACAUCGCAAUUAGCAGUCAACUCUCAAUCAAAAACAUUGCAAACAACACCUACGACCCCGACAAAUGUAAACAAGGAUAACCGCAAAUCAGCUGUUCUGAGUGACCCCAAUGCACCUAAGAAAAACAAUAACAUUCCUAAACCCAAUGGUGAUAAUCGAGACGCUCAACCCCCGUUUUUCCGAAUGGAUAAUAAUCAUGAAACAGCCGAUUCUAAAAAUAACCAUGCAACGGACAUUCCCUACGUAGACAUCACGGAUCACCGCAAGGAUGAUAACGAUUUCACGGUGGUUCGAGGAAGAAAACGAUCUCAACGGAAAGGCCAAGAAAUAGAUGAACGUUUUGGCGAGAAAAGGCGCGAGAACCUUGAAACUCUAGGCUCAGUUAAACGACCUCAAUCAGCAAAGAACACUAUAAACGGCCGCGGCAAACUUAAUAGAAAUGCUCGAGGUCUAAAAGGUGUCGCAUAUGAAAAAGCCCAAACUUUAUAUCUUGAGAGCAUCGAAGUAGAAGCCGAUGAUAGUGAUGAUGAUAUCGAGAAUCUAGUGAAGGAACAUGUGAAAUAUCUCGGCAUACGCAUUAUGAAAUUAUAUGUCGUUCGUAACCGUUACUCGGAGUACAGAGUAGGUGUAAAACUGAUUGUGCCCGAAACAUCAGUAGCCAAAGCAAUUGACCCAGAUGUGUGGCCGCAUCCAAUCACAUGCCGUAGAUGGGAGCGCAGAUCGAAUUCUUAUGGACGAAGAAUUCAAAGUCACGUCACAUAUAGAUCCAGACAGCGACAGAUAGAUGAAGACGAUUUCCCUCCUUACGACAAUGAAUCGAAUGACGGAAAUGACUCUGAUUUCCACAAAAACCUAUGCGAAGCAACAAGAGACUAUGUUAACAGAAACUUCAACCUGAGAGCAACAGGUUACAAUCAGCGGUAG
Molecule: messenger RNA, 1833 nt
Organism: Owenia fusiformis
Lineage: Eukaryota; Metazoa; Annelida; Polychaeta; Sabellida; Oweniidae
Source: the annotation of a GenBank genome assembly